This is a messenger RNA of Ixodes scapularis (black-legged tick), 893 nucleotides long. RefSeq lists its product as uncharacterized. Bases 419 to 865 code for a protein of 148 amino acids. NCBI's taxonomy places the organism in Eukaryota, Metazoa, Arthropoda, Arachnida, Ixodida, Ixodidae. The record is from RefSeq and is a predicted model, not a curated record. The transcript has 8 exons.
UCCACCCUAAACUUCAUUUGCGUCGAAGCUUCCGAAGCUUUGUUGCGGUUUGGUGUGUCUUUUAUUUUUACGUAGAACUCAUAUCGAUCCGAUAUGCCGCGUCCGAGAAUGGAUUUUGUGACUAAUAAGUGGCGAGGCACCACGCGAGCAAGAAUGAACAGCCCUGGAGGUUAUGGGCACUGCUCAAUUGGCUCAUUCCUCGGUGCUUCUCGAAGAAAUUAUCCCGAAUUUGGUGUCCCCAAACUUGGAAGGCCUGGUCAAGGAGGAGUUGCUCAGUGAACUACUAGUUUGAGUUCCCUGAGACGGACACCACUGACAUCACCUACAGUGCCGAGGUACAGGCUUAAUGGCAGAUAUCAAUAGGAGAUGAUGGUACGCGUCACGUCUGUUUGAUUGGACAGCCACCAAGUUGACUUGGAUGUCAGCGCCUGUUGUCAUCAGAACCUGGUUCUUGUGCUGCCACAUCAUUUUUGGUGGUGGCGCUGUCGUCACCUCCCAACGCUUGCGCUCCCCGAGUUCCCAUUCAAGAUGGUGCUGCCACGGACUUUGGCUCGUGGGGGUGCCGUCGCUACUGACAAAGCCUGUGCUCCCCGUCGUCCCUGUUGAAAUGGUGGCUGGAACUUGGAGAGGGUUUGCUGCCACAGCCGGAUCCAGUGUUACAUUCCUGUGGCUUUUUGGUUGUUUCCCAAUUAUUGAAGGGAGUUGCAGGCUUAUCAUGGGCGACACAGUGCUUUGCUCGCACCUUCACGGAGUACAGCAAUGUGGGGAAGCAAGUCGAGGACAGCCUCUCUCGAUUUCUGUCCCGGGGGCGCUAUGCUCUUCCAGGACCAAGCAAGAAACACAGUGCAGAGAGGCAAGGAGGUAAAAUAAAGGGAGUAAAACAAAAGGAACAG